AUGGUCGCCAUGGGCUGGUCGGUGCUUCUGCCGCUCCUUACAUCUGCUAACGCUUUGAUAUUUGAACUGCCCUCUCACACAAAUGCCCACAAACGCGCCCAUCGUCGCUCUCUGAACUCCAAGCGAGCGGCUCCCAAUUUGCGUCCCAACUGGUCCUACCAGGGAUGCUACGCAGACGCUGCUGCUCGGACGCUCACGGGCGCGUCGUUCACCUCUGACACAAUGACAGUCGAUGCCUGCGUUGGAUUUUGUGCUGACCAGAACUAUAUGUAUGCUGGCACAGAAUACUCUCGAGAAUGCUUUUGCGGUCAUGCGAUCGAAAAUAACGCCGGUCCCGCCGGUGAAUGCUCGAUGAUGUGCAAUGGAGACGCAAGCCAAGUGUGCGGGGAUGGUUACAAGCUCUCGCUGUACAAGUAUGGCAUUGCACCACAACCUCUGGCUUCCUACAACGGCUACUCGUAUCAGGGGUGCUACACCGACACGGUGGUUGCUCGCUCACUCGCCAACCAGCUCGCGUAUAGCGGUGCUCUCACACCCGCCAAAUGUCUCGACGCCUGCAAGGCACAAGGUUACGCUUACUGCGGUUUGGAGUAUGCCCACGAGUGUUUUGGAGCGAACGUCAAUUCCGGAACCGUUGCUUCAGACGCUACGACUUGCAACAUGGCAUGCUCUGGCGAUUCCUCCGCACUAUGCGGCGGUGGAAACAGAUUGACAUUGUAUCGGACGGACUCUGCAGGCGAUACCACCACCACUACGGGCUGGUCUUCGCUUGGCUGCUACGCAGAUCUCGUAUAUUCGCGCUCUCUUCCGGUUCCUAUGGGUAUCUCUGGCUUGACCGUUGAGAAAUGCCAGACGGCUUGUCAAAGCGCCAAUUUUAUGUAUGCCGGCGUGGAAUACGGUGGUGAAUGCUACUGUGGUAACUCGAUUGGUGGAAGUGGUCCAGUAACGGAUGGUCGUUGCAACAUGAGAUGUAACGGAAACAAUGCUCAGACAUGUGGAGGUUCCAAUGGCCUCAAUAUCUACAAACUUGGAACAAUUCUCGUUGAGAGUACCUCUUCAUUCUCAGUGCCUACCUCGAUACACGCCACGAGCACGAGCACGAGCACGAGCACGAGCAGCUCCAGUUCGACGCCAUCCCCUCCAGCAUCGCAAUCUACUUCCUCCGAGUCUCUAUCGAUUCAAGAGACACGAUCCGUUUCCUCCGAGCCCACAGUUUCCUCAUCCAUCUCUAGUCAGAGUACCGUCGCUCCCACACAAUCAUCCUCGACCGAUUCGUCGGUUUCACUAGAGCAGGAAUCCAGUCAAAGCACACAAACCUCGACACAAACACCAACAAGUACUGGUCAGACGUCUACUAGCUCCAGUUCAUCCACCUACGAAUCCAGCCUAGUGACACAGUCGAGUCAAUCAACCACGUCGACAAGCUUUUCGACUCAAGAGACAGCUACAUCUACGGAGACACCUUCCGAUACCCAAAUAUCCAGCUCCACAAUCGCUAGUUCAUCCGAUUCCACCCAGGCCAGUACCUACACCGACCAAACUCUGAGCAGCGCUUCCACGGAUCGAACCUUGAGUAGUAGCACAGUCUCGACUCCUACGAGUGUUGGGAGCUCGACCUCGACCAGUGAGAGUUCAAGCAGCUCUACGGAUCAUACGCCAGUUUCGACUUCCAGUAUUGAAGGCUCGACUUCGACAAGUUCUGAAAGCUCGACUUCGAGCACCGAAAGCUCAACAUCUACCAGCGAAAGCUCCGGUUCGUCGACCGCCGUACAAUCGACGAGCUCAUCGAGCGAGUCGACCUCGGGAUCGGGCACCUCUAGCUCGGUUUCUACAAGUGUAUUUAGCACGAGCACAUCUACCCAGUCCACUCCGAGUGCAACCCCAACGGCUCCAUAUACACUUCAAACGUAUUCGCCUAGCUACUCGACAGACAAGUGGGUGUAUCAAGGAUGCUAUUCUGAUCUUCCAGCUACUCGAACCCUCGCCUUUACCGCCAAUGUUAACGGCCUGGCAUCUCCUCAAAUUUGUGCGGACACCUGCUACCGCCUGGGAUACAGUUAUGCCGCGGUGGAGUGGCAAGUGGAAUGCUAUUGCGGCAACGAAAUCCUGAACGGAGCAACCAAGCAGUCGGAAGAGGGGUGUAACAGCAUUUGCUCAGCAGACCAGUGGCUAUUCUGUGGAGGGGCGUUUAGAAUAAGCCUUUACAAGUUCGAAGGCGUCGUACCAACACCAGUUGUCAAUCCAAACAAUAAUGCCAACAAUGUUCCAGGAGUGGUCAACCCAAGCCUCACUCCGCUGACAACGGGUUUACCAGGAACCUGGUCGUAUCAAGGAUGCUGGGUCGAUAAUGCCCAAGGCCGUAUUAUGACUUAUAAUGCCAUCCUCCAAACUCCCAAUGAGCCACUCGCGUGUAUUGCGGCGUGUACGGCUGCAGGAUACACCGUUUCCGGCCAGCAAUUCGGAGUCGAGUGCUGGUGUAGUGCCAGUUUGGCAAACGGUGCGCUUCUGGUGGCAGAUUCCGAAUGUACGAUGGCUUGCCCCGGCGACAAGGACCACGGGUGCGGGAAUGGCAACCGAAUGACAGUCUACUCUGCAACCUCUCCCGUCAAAGUCUAUCAGCCUCCAAAGGCGCUCAAAACCAAUCUCCCUGGAAAGUAUCAAUAUGCGGGAUGCUACGCGCAGCCAGCAAACGCCCUACUCAUGCUCCCUUGGGAGCGUGAAAUGUCGGAUUCCGCAAUGACGGUACAGAAAUGCUUGAGCAAGUGCGCUGCAUACGGAUACGAGGCAGCUACCCUCGAACUGGGAAGUGAAUGCAAUUGUGGUGACUGGGACGAGCUCGAGUCGAGAGGAGGUGUUCCAGCCGACGAGUCAUUUUGUAUAGUUCCCUGCGGGGGAUCGCCAACAGACAUUUGCGGUGGCGUUUCAUACGCUACUGUCUAUCGCUGGGACCAAAGCUCAGAUACACCCUUGUUCAUUUUCAACAAACCGACUGGAGAUGCUGCAGGCAGAUACGAAUUCCUCAUUGGUGGCGUCGUCAUUCCGCUCAUCUCUACGCUCGGCGUAAACAACAAGAUCACAUUUGUCGAAAAGUUUGGAACAGGCGUAGCCAAUUCGACGGGCGCAUACGAGCUCGACUAUACGCUCGCAAACGACUUCGAAAAGGCGUGGCGUCCUAUGCAUGUCAAAUCGGAUGUCUUUUGCGCAGCUAGCUUUGUUUUGCCCGACAGGCUAGGUCGACAGCUCGUUGUCGGUGGAUGGUCAGCGGACAGUACCGAGGGUGUUCGCUUUUAUACUCCUGAUGGUGUAACGGGUGAUCCAAACAGCUCCAAGAAUGACUGGGAAGAAGACCAUGAGCUCAUUCGUUUACAGCAAGGCCGCUGGUACCCUGGUGGUUUGCAGCUAGUCAACGGCUCGAUCCUAAUCAUUGGAGGUGAAGAAGGGUCGGAUGGAAGGCCUAUUCCGACUAUCGAGAUUCUGCCAAAGCCUCCCGGAGGACCUACGUGGCUGUUUAUGCAAUGGCUCAAGGACUCUGACCCGUACAAUCUAUAUCCCUUCUCGGCCGUGCUCCCUUCAGGAGGGAUUCUCGUCGCGUACUCCGACGAGGCUCGCAUUCUCGACGAGAACACUUUUGAGACGAUCAGAAUCCUUCCAAAGAUUCCUGGCGUCAUGUCCAUACUCCCUCAAAGGGCGCCAUACACCGACCCGUUGGAGGUGAUUCUUUGUGGUGGUUCGGCAUUUGGUAUCGCACUCGACAACUGCGCGAGUAUUCGGCCCGAAAUCCCAGACGACCAGUGGGUUCUUGAACGCAUGCCGUCGAAGCGUGUGAUGCCCAUCAUGACUGCACUCCCCGACGGUACAUUUUUGAUUGCUGGCGGCGCUACACAGGGUGUCGGUGGAUUUGGUUUGGCCAGCAAGCCCAACCUUGGCGCUAUUCUGUACGAUCCAUCAAAGCCACGCCACCAACGCGUCAGCCAACUGGCGUCGACCAUUGUCGCCCGCAUGUAUCACAGCGAGCUUACUCUGAUGCACGACGGGCGCGUGUUGGUUUCAGGAAGUGAUCCCCAGGACAAGGUCAAUCCUCAGGAGUAUCGUAUGGAAGUUUUCACGCCGCCGUACCUUGCGUCGGGACAGGUUCAACCAUCUUUCGACGUGCCUAAUCGUGACUGGGCAUAUGGAGGGACUUACACGAUCGUGAUCACCGCCCUUACGGGCUCUAUCUCCGACCUCCGCAUCUCGCUCGUGGGUGCCAGCUCCACGACGCACGGAAACAACUUUGGUCAGCGUACAAUCUUCCCACAAUUCUCAUGCGCGGGUCUUAGAUGUUCCAUUACGGCUCCUCCAAACGGUUACGUUGCUCCCCCCUCCUGGUAUCAACUCUUUAUCCUUGACGGUCCUACGCCCUCCCAUAGCCACUGGGUUCGUAUCGGAGGCGAUCCAGGACAACUUGGAAACUGGCCAAAUAUCCCAGGAUCGACUUUCACUCUGCCGGGUAUGUCUGGUCCGCUCGGAGGCGUCUAA
Molecule: messenger RNA, 4518 nt
Organism: Serendipita indica DSM 11827
Lineage: Eukaryota; Fungi; Basidiomycota; Agaricomycetes; Sebacinales; Serendipitaceae
Source: the annotation of a GenBank genome assembly